Gambusia affinis (western mosquitofish) is the source of this 1548-nucleotide messenger RNA. RefSeq names its product solute carrier family 22 member 13-like. Bases 19 to 1548 code for a protein of 509 amino acids. The record is from RefSeq and is a predicted model, not a curated record. The transcript has 9 exons. Lineage: Eukaryota; Metazoa; Chordata; Actinopteri; Cyprinodontiformes; Poeciliidae. Gene Ontology annotation, molecular function: transmembrane transporter activity. Gene Ontology annotation, biological process: transmembrane transport. Gene Ontology annotation, cellular component: membrane.
UAAGUCUGCACCCUGACCAUGGCUGAUUUUGGGGAAAUCCUGCGUAACAUUGGAGAGUUUGGAUUGUUUCAGAAGACCGUCCUCUUUGCUCUUUGCUUCCCAAACCUCCUCUUGCCUUUCCACUUUGCGAGCGUAAUUUUCACCCAGUCCGACCCGGAGCGGCACUGCAACACGGACUGGAUCCUCAGAGCAGCUCCUAACGUGACCACAGAGGAGCAGCUGAACCUCACCGUGCCCAGGGAGGAGGAUGGGAGCUUCAGCCGGUGUCGGAUGUUCGUCCCUGUGGACUGGGACAUCCAUGAUAUCAGGGAGUAUGGCCUCAAUGAGACGACAGGCUGCAGGGAUGGAUGGGUUUAUGGCAGCAUGCUGUAUGAAUCCACCAUAGUUACUGAUUUUGAUCUAGUUUGUGACCAGGCUCAUUUGUUGGGCAUUGCGCAGACGGUGUUGAUGGCUGGCAUCCUCGCUGGUUGUCUCUUAUUUGGACCUUUCGCUGAGUCGUUUGGCCGUAAACGAGCCGCUCAGAUCCCCGUAGUUCUGAUGCUCCUCUUCUCUGUAACAACUGGGUUAUGUCCGAACUACCCUUUAUAUUUGGCCUCCCAGUUCGUGGCGGGGAUUGGAUAUGGAGGCUAUCGACUAAAUGGCAUCAUCCUAAGCACUGAAUGGAUCGGCGUGUCCAAACGGUCCUGGGGAGCCUGCAUCACUGAGCUAUGCGGUGCCGUUGGACAGGCCAUCCUCAGUGGCAUGAUCUACUUCAUCAGAGACUGGAGACUGGCUCAACUGGUCAUAGCUGCUCCGUUUGCUGUGAUCACUUUUUACAUAUGGUCUGUGGGAAAAAGUUUUGCAUUUAGCGUUGCAACAGGGUUUUCUGGCUCGAUGCAGUCAGCCAGAUGGUUGUUGGAUAGGGGACGGACAGACGAGGCUAAAGAGCUGAUCAUCAAAGCGGCGGCCAUUAACAAACGCAAAGUUUCAGACUCUCUCCUGGAAAAGAUUACUAUCAAAGAAAAUGUGCAAAAUGGAGGCAUAAUAUGUCUUAUUAAAUCUCCUGUGCUGAGGAAGUAUUUCCUUACCAUUAUUUUGGCAUGGUUCUCCUUGAAUGUUACCUACUUCUGCCUUUCGCUGAAUGUGGGAAACUUUGGCUUGGACAUCUUCCUGACUCAGGCCUUGUUUGGCCUCUCUGAAGUACCGGCUCACAUUGUUUGCAUUUGGCUCCUGGAGGCGGUCGGAAGAAAAGCGUCACUGAUCACCACACUUGUGAUUGGAGGAUUUCUGUGCCUCUUGAUCCUCGCCGUACCUCAAAGUAAUGCCAUUGCUGUCAUUGCGUUAGCCACUGGCGGACGUUUUUUGACCAACUGCGCCGCAUCUAUAUGCAUCUUGUAUGUUCAGGAGCUGUUCCCGACGUCUUUUCGACAAACUGCCUCAGGUUUGGGCUCCAUCGCCAGCCGAGCCGGUGGAUUGCUUUCCCCGCUGCUCAACAUGCUGGCCGUGUACCACUGGUCCAUCCCUAUCGUGGUCUACAGCAGCCUCCCCAUCCUCAGCGGAGCCCUCUGA